Brachypodium distachyon (stiff brome) is the source of this 1428-nucleotide messenger RNA. RefSeq names its product GPI-anchored protein LLG1. The transcript is spliced from 3 exons. The record is from RefSeq and is a predicted model, not a curated record. Bases 652 to 1152 code for a protein of 166 amino acids. Lineage: Eukaryota; Viridiplantae; Streptophyta; Magnoliopsida; Poales; Poaceae.
AGACAUGGAAAUUCUGUUGCCACCAAUCACGCAACGUGCAAAACAACGUCAAUUCCCUAUCCCAUUUUGAGUUACCAGGUGGACCCCAGGGAAGAGAUGCUUGGAAGUUUACCUUCCUAAUUUCUUUUUCUCUGCCCUUCUAAACUCCCAUGCCCCCCCCCCCCCCCCAAACAAACAGAACUUGUCGAGUUUCCUAUACUUCCGCAUCCCAUUCCCUAGUCUGAUUUCCCCCCAACCAAACACGCUGUAUGAGUAAACGAAGGAUUUCUUUACGAAACUUUGGCCGUCUUGACCCCCCUCCCCGUCUCUCCCCGUCUCACAUCUCUGUCCAGUCCAUUUUAGCUAGCGACGAGAAAGAAAACAGAACAAAUAAACCGCGUGGUCGCGUCCUCCUUCCUUCUCCAGCUCGCAGCAUCCGGCGAUAAUUAAUUGCAGCAGCAGCACCGCCCCGCUGCUUACAGCUCCACCGGACCAGGGAAGAAGUUGAGGCGCGCAUGUGAGUUUGCAGCCUCCUCUCCCCUACGACGUCCACCUCCACCACUACCGUCGUCGUCGUCGUGCUAGAUCCAGCAAGCUUAAGCCCCCUUCCGUUCGGAAAUUCGCAGCAGCAGCGCGUCGAAGCCCUCGCGUCGGGUUGAGAGAGACGCCGGGAUGGCUGCGGCCCGUGGAUUCUCGCUCCUCCUCUUCUCGGCCGCCGUCCUGGCGGCGUUCGCCUCCGCUUCCCCCUUCAUCUCCGACGGCGUGUUCCAGGCGAGCGCCGGAUCUACCGGGAGGAGCUUGCUGCAGGCCAAGAAGAGUUGCCCUGUGAACUUUGAGUUCCAGAACUACAAAAUCAUCACGGACCAGUGCAAAGGGCCAAAGUAUCCUGCUAAAAACUGCUGCGAUGCUUUCAAGGAAUUUGCAUGCCCAUUUAAUACGUACAUCAACGACGAGAGCAAUGACUGUGCAUCCACAAUGUUCAGCUACAUCAACCUAUAUGGCAAGUACCCACCUGGCCUGUUUGCCCAUGAGUGCCGAGAAGGCAAGCUAGGGCUUUCUUGUGAGGGCAUCGCCCAGAAAGACGUUGCUGCAAGUGGAGGUCAAAGAGCUCGAAGCAGCUCGCUUGCUCUGAUUACUCUCUCGUGUGUGAUGGCAGCGUUGCUGUUCCACUGAGUGAUGAUGAAACCUUCUACUAUUUCGCCAAAGAUUUGUUAAAUGAUGAUUAGGCUUGAAUUCAUCUGCUGCUCGUAAAGGUGCUCUUGGAAUUUUCCUUGCUGUGAAAUCUCUUCUAAUUUUAAGUUAUGCCAGAUUACAUAUUUUCUGGAAUCUCAGCUGAUUGCCAACUGACAGUUCACCCUAUUGUCGUAUUGUGCCUCUUACACUGCUGCGUAUAAUGUUAUCUAUAGUUUUGGUCAUUGGAAGGAGUAUGAAUAUAUGAUUUCAGACUAA